AUGAAUGAGUGUGCCAAAUACAGAAACCUUUGUCGUAGUUACCUCGUGGACACUAUGGAUAUAUUAAACAAAGCGGGGCUCUCUGAUUUGCAAAAUAUUCAAGAAAAUUUACAUCAUGUUCAGGGCUGUUUAGUAGCAUCGAGUUGCAUUAUAUGGAUCAUGAGUGACAAUAUUGGCUCAAAUUCCCUUCUAGUUGGUGAAUAUGUUGUUGAAAUUGCAAAUCUAGUUUACUUGAUUGUGAAUUCGGUCUUGGUAUCUGUGUUAGACGUUCAGAAUAAAGAUAAUGUUUUAGAUAUAGCUUGGGUGACAAGAAUUGUCUCAGAAGUGGCAUCAUUAUUAAAACAACUUGGACGAUUGAAUUCAAAAUUGAGUUUAGAAGAAGAAGCGCUCACAAAGCUAGAGCUUACCUGUAUUCAAUUGAUUUUUGAGGAGACAUUUACCCACGGAAGAUUGACCUUGUUCCCCAUUGAUCCACUUCGGUAUUCGGCAGCAUUAUUUAUUAUUGAUGUUUACGAAUUUUCAACUACACAAAGAUCUUUCUUGUUAAAUGAAUUGAUAGUUAAUUUUUUACGUUUGCCGGUCAAGAAAAUGGAUGUUAGGAACUACCAAAUAGAAAGAGGAAAUAAGAUUAUGUUAUAUUCAAUGAUUUGUAUCAGAAUUUGUCAGGUGAAGGAUGGCACUGCUGAGCGUCUCAGUUCAGGAUUAAUACAGCGAGUAGUGGAAAAGUUUGAUUCAACAUCUAAAUCCUUGUUUGAAUAUUUGAUUGAGGACUUGAAUUUGAUGUUGCCGUAUCCAGAAUGGGCGGGUUCUUUAUUGCUUUUGAAAGUAUUGGUUGAGCAAGUCCUCGACACCUUGUUGACUAAAGAGAAUGCUCCACCAACAGAAGUGUAUUUUCUCGAUGUAUUGGGAAAUACUUGCAAGAAUGUUCUUGUGUUGAAGAAUUCGACAUCAGUCACGGACAAAGCAGAAGUUCUAUUGGAUUGUUCCAGAUAUGGCGGUUCACGCGAGCUGGAAUACAUGGAAGAGCUUCUUCUGGAGCAUAACACUGACAAGUUUUGCUAUACUCUACAGUUGUUAAAAGAAUUAGAUGGUUUUUGCUCUGUGUUUUUAACGUCCCUAGUGCAUUUUCUAGAAAGUCCAAAGAUUAAAAUUAAAACAAAGACGGUAAAAAUUCUUGCAAUGUUAUCUGAAUAUCAUCCUAGUUUAUUGUCUUCAACUGCCUUACAACAGUCAUUAUCGGCACGGUUGUGUGAUGAGGCAACUCUGGUAAGAGAUGCAGUCUAUGAAUUUCUUGGAAAGUAUAUCAGAUCACAUCCUUAUGAGGCCGAUAAAUAUUGCAGUCAAUUGUGCAAUGCAUUGAGUGAUGAAGGUAUUUCUGUAAGGAAGAAAGCUAUUAGGUUGAGCAAGGAUAUAUAUCCCAUGUUUGGUACAGAAGCAAAAAUAUCCAUUGGCACAAGGUUAUUGAAACGAUUAAAUGACGAAGAAGACAAUAUCAAGAACGAAUCGGUAUAUAUGAUGAUGGAAUGUUGGAUAACUCCUUUGGGUAAUAGUGACAAGUCUAGAUUGGCUGUUCAAGAGCUAAUUAACCUUGCCACUUCUCAUCAUAAAACCUUGGAGAAUCUUGAACUAUUCUUAGAGUCGUAUGUAUUCAAGAAACCUGAUGCCCUGAAAUUAACUGACUGUCUUAUGGAGACUCUUUUGGAUUUUGUGGCUGAAGAUUCAAAUUCUAAAGAAGGGGCAUUAUUAUUGCUUUCAAUUUGCAGUAAAUGCAAGCCAGAGUUGAUGGGGCAAAACAAACUCAUAGCGUUGCAGCCAUAUUUGGUAGAUGAGAAUAAUUGUUCAACUAAAUCCUACCGGUUUGCUUUGGGAGUUUUAAAGAAUGUUUUACCUACUGUUACAGCACUCCGACCGGAUUUCAUCAAUCCCGUACAAAGUUUCUUGCUUAGAAAGUUGACUAGAUUCUCGAAUAAGGAACUACAUGAAGCUGUUCCAAGUUUAUGGCAAUUCUGCAAAAUCAAGAAAGAUUUCCUGAAAAUGGUGAAUGCUGCUAUUUCCACAAUAAAAAUGAUGCGAAAGUAUCUUGAUAACCAAGACUUGAAGCGAGACAAUAGACUUGCAAAACUAUUACAACUAUUGUCCAACUUGAUUAAUCAUUGUGAAUUGGAAAAACAUCGAGAGGCAUUUUUGAAUGCGAAUAUUGGGUUGAAGCAAAAUGAACCAGUAGUAUCAUUGGCUGUUAAAUACAUUUCAAGUUUUUGCCAGUCAAGUAAUCCACUGUCGGUGGAAAUUAUUGCCGUGAGCAGUCUUCUUGUCACCUGUACAAACUAUCCUCGGAUAUUAAUGUCACCUCCGGUGCUUGCAAUUUUUGAUGACGCGUUGAGUUGUUCCACUCCUGAAAUGAUCAAGUCUGUCAUCCAAUCUAUGAUAGUUUUCUUGCGUGAGAAGGAUAGACCAACUAGCUCGUCUAAAUCCAGUUUGGAAGACAUUAUCGAUGACGCAUGUCCAGGAAUCGUGCAAAGAUAUAUCAAUAGAAUCUUAUUGUUGAGUCUUUCGGAUAAGGGCGAAUACUCAUAUUUGCCAUUCCAGUUUGUUCAAGUGGCAUUGGAAUUGGGGUUUGCCAAUCCAAAGAUAUGUAUGCCUACAGUAAUGGCAUUGGAAGCUUCUCCGGUUGUGAUAAUACAGUCGUCCGCAAUUAAUAUGCACAAAGAAUUGUUUGAAAAACACGAAUCCUUGGUGGAUUCCAGUUAUCAAGAAGGUAUUAGAUUGGCAUUUGAUAACCAGCUUAUGAGUGUUCUGUUUUUCAAGGUUGUGCAUGAGAUUGUGCAAGUAUCCAGAAGCUCCAGGAAUAGGUUUAUUCAAGCAAUUUGCAAAUCUAUGAGUUUAGACAAGAUUUCCUUUUUGCUAUUUUGUAUUGAGAGAGUACUGAUGAUGAGUUUCAAAAGCAUGGAAGAGAUACUUAUCAUUUUGACUGAAUUACAGGAUAAUGUUCACAGUGUUGAUCCGGAUUCUAUUGAGUACAAUCAUGCGCUAGCUGCAUGUGCAAUGAUCGAGUUGUAUCGUCAUUUAACAAGUGUUUAUAAAAUAUCAGAUGACCAAGUUGAAUCCUUCGGUACCGGGGCUUUUGAAGUUGAUCAAAAACAUACACCGAAAGAGGUGAGACAUGCUGCAUUAUCGUUGGAAUGGUAUCACAGAAAAAUUAACGACGCUAGUAACAUGGAGCAAUGUAUAGAAAAUAUAAAGGAGUUUACGUAA
Messenger RNA from Candida tropicalis MYA-3404, 3252 nucleotides. Its product is annotated as cohesin-loading factor complex subunit. Gene Ontology annotation, cellular component: Scc2-Scc4 cohesin loading complex. Gene Ontology annotation, biological process: replication-born double-strand break repair via sister chromatid exchange; regulation of gene expression; establishment of mitotic sister chromatid cohesion. The coding region runs from base 1 to 3252 and encodes 1083 amino acids. The transcript has a single exon. Lineage: Eukaryota; Fungi; Ascomycota; Pichiomycetes; Serinales; Debaryomycetaceae. The record is from RefSeq and is a predicted model, not a curated record. Gene Ontology annotation, molecular function: chromatin binding.